UGCAUUUUGUUUUUGUUGUGAUUUUUAAUGCUCGGUGUGUAGUGUAGUUUUCGGUUCGGAAUUAAUCGAAAAUGAACGAAUAUUUAUGGGAAUUUGCUCAGAAAUUGCCCAGUGAUAAUCCGUUUCAAGUCGUAUUGAAAUCUGCCUUAUCAGUUGCAGCAUCCAGUGAGGCCGACUUGGGGAAAACUAACAAUAAAUGGAUGUGUCGCAAGUGCAAAACGUUGUGGAUGCACGGUUACUUUCAAGUGGACGAGGUGGCCAGUACUAAUCGCUACGACAAACUUAUCAAAAAGUACCAGAACAAACCUUCCCGAACGAGAAAGCAACAAUCAUAUUUGGAUUACCUUCUAGGUCGGAAGCACGUGAUAGCGAAAUACACAUGCAAGUUGUGCUCUUAUAAAACACGCUUUAUCACCGAUAAACGCAACGCUAAACCCGUUCAGAAAUCUCUUACCUUGAACAAGGAACAUUUUAGUCCCUCCACCGCUGUCACCAACAGUAAGCGGAAAAAGCGCAAACGAGAUCCAACAGCAAAGCUUAGCAUCCCUUUGACGACCAAAGGUAACCACAAAAAUGCUAAGCAGACUUCGUUUAGCUCGAAGGAACCCAGUAAGUUGAAUGCCUUGGCCAAUAUGUUGAAGAAAAAGUCCGAAGGGAUGUCAUCGGCUGAACCGUUGACGGUCCAGGAUCGGCUGAAACUGUUACUCAAGUAG
Aedes albopictus (Asian tiger mosquito) is the source of this 713-nucleotide messenger RNA. RefSeq lists its product as uncharacterized. Lineage: Eukaryota; Metazoa; Arthropoda; Insecta; Diptera; Culicidae. The coding region runs from base 72 to 713 and encodes 213 amino acids. The record is from RefSeq and is a predicted model, not a curated record. The transcript has 3 exons.